Messenger RNA from Echinococcus granulosus, 1410 nucleotides. RefSeq names its product Neutral amino acid transporter A. Bases 1 to 1410 code for a protein of 469 amino acids. NCBI's taxonomy places the organism in Eukaryota, Metazoa, Platyhelminthes, Cestoda, Cyclophyllidea, Taeniidae. Gene Ontology annotation, biological process: L-glutamate transmembrane transport. Gene Ontology annotation, cellular component: plasma membrane. The transcript has 10 exons. The record is from RefSeq and is a predicted model, not a curated record. Gene Ontology annotation, molecular function: L-glutamate transmembrane transporter activity; glutamate:sodium symporter activity; neutral L-amino acid transmembrane transporter activity.
AUGUUGGCUCGUGAGGAGGGCGCCACACCAGUCGCAGAGCCACCUGCUACUGCAGGCGGCAUAAUGUCUGCAAGAAUGGGGGCAUGGCUGCGCAAGCACUGGUUUUUCUUCGCCACCUUCGUGGGCAUCUCUACUGGACUUGCAUUCGGGCUGGUGCUCCAACAAAUUCAUCUCUCGGCUGCACAAAAACUGUGGAUUGUAGUCGCUGACAUGAACUUAAGCAAGGAGAAGAGACUUGGAGUGGCCGCUGCAGCAUUCAUCCUUUCGGCUAACAUUAUCUCCUCAAUUCUCGGUUUCGUGUCGGUUCUACCAAUUAAGACGAAAUCGGAUAGUCCUGCAACUUACAAUGGCACAAUUCAAGAGGAAUAUGGACAUCAAAUUCCCUACAUCUUUCAAGAUCUCCUGCUAAACGCCUUUCCCGCUGAUCUGAUGAAGCUGUCUAUUGCUCAUGUAAGGAAACUAAGCCUCAUUCGCUUCUCACGAGUUCGAACAGGUGGUCAAACUUUAUCGACUAGAGUUCGCCUGACGUAUUGCCUCCCACGUAUAGGCAUCCUCUUUUGUUCAGUCGCUUUUGGACUUGCUGCUAAUGCGGUGAAUGAGGAGGCGCAACCCCUGAAACAGUUCUCUUUAGCUCUCUACGAGUCCACACCUGUGCACCGCCGAUCGAUAAUCGAACACCGACUGAGCUCCGCUAACGGUGUACGUGCAACACCAGUUGGAGUGUUUUUCAUGGUGAUGAGCGCGGUGGCAGAUGUGCGUGACAUGGAGGGCACAUUUGAGCGACUCGCUCUCUUCCUUGCCACCCAUCUGGCAGCCCAAUUCGUCCACUUCCUCCUAAUCAAUUUUUCCUUUGUACUGGUCCGUGAAAACCCCUUCCAUCUACUCAAACACUGCCUUUCCUCCUGGCUCAUUGCCGUGGCAACUGGAAGCAGAAUGGUUGGAAUGCCGCAUUUCUACCAAACCUGUGACGACUAUGGACUGCCAGAAUCAGUGUCCCGUUUCGUUCUGCCGUUGUCCUUGAUGCUAAAAGCUGACGGCUCGGCUAUUUUUAUGACCAGUGCUUCGCUCUUCAUUGCUCAACUUGAAAACGUCCAACUGGACGGCAUUAAGUUCUUCAUUCUCAUAGUUUUAACAACGGCGCACGCUAUUGCCCUGCCAUCUAUGCCUAGCGCAAGUGUGUUCGGCCUGAUAAACGUGUUAAAUGCAAUUGGUGUGCCAGUAGAGCAGGCAGCGCUUCUUUUUUCUCUGGAAUGGCUAAAUGAUCGGAUUCGUUGCGGCGAGACAGUCCUGUCCUCAAUCUACUGCACCGCAUUUGUAUCCCACGUGAGAGAAAAGGGUUGGCAAUCGGGCUUCUGGAAGGAUGCAAUUGACAGCGAGCCAAAUGCUGAUCCACCUGGGAGGAGGACUUGA